CGGACGGUUUGCAUCGCCGUCGUCUCGCCGGCACUUGCCAUCGUUACGUCGCCGCGUCGGUUAGAAAAAUUUGUUUUUUACGCCGUGACGCGCACGCGUGCAACUCUGUGAAUUAUGUGACGACAGACGUCAGCCCCAGCAGCGAGUCGUCGAGCAGCUCGCAAUACUUUGUGACGCCAACAGGAGUGACAGACGAUGUAAGGGUGCAACUGCAAUCGAGGAAGUUACACUGUUGAUGUAGCCACGUUGGCGUGGAGGGAAGAAUAUCAGGGGUGCAAGAGGGAUUGGCAGAAUAGGUAGACGCAGGCAGAGCGGUGGGGGCGGGGGAGGAGGACCCAGAGGUGGCAUGACGCGACCUCCCAACAAUGAUAAUCUCCUGACCUUCAAACUGGUAGUUGUCGGGGAUGGAGGCGUUGGAAAAAGUGCCCUCACGAUACAGUUCUUUCAAAAACUCUUCGUCACCGAUUAUGACCCGACGAUAGAAGACAGCUACAUUCAACACACGGAGGUGGACAAGCAAUGGUGCAUUCUAGAUGUACUCGACACCGCUGGGCAGGAGGAGUUUAGUGCCAUGAGAGAACAAUAUAUGCGCAAAGGAGAUGGUUUCCUGCUGGUAUAUUCCGUCACAGACAAACAAUCGUAUGAGAAUGUCGUCAACUUUUAUACGCAGAUUCUGAGAGUCAAAGACCGUGAUGUUUAUCCAAUGCUGCUCGUUGCUAAUAAAGUUGAUCUUGUACAUCUGAGAAAAGUGACCGAGGAACAAGGCAGGGAAUUGGCACAUAGAUUGGGGAUUCCGUAUAUUGAAACUUCAGCCAAGGACCCUCCGCUCAAUGUAGAUGCCGCAUUCCAUGAGGUAGUCCGUAUAAUCAGGAACCAGCCACCUGCAGAGUUGGAGAAAAAUCGACGGAAACGAAGGCGAUCAGGAAAGUGUAAUCUUCUCUAAACUCGAAACAGUUGGAAAGAUAGUAGGAAAUGGAAUUUUCUAACAAUGUUUAAACGUAAAGUUUCAUCAUCUGAAACUGGGGAUUUGAUACAGAUAUAAUUAGUAUUAUUCUACGACAAAAACCUCAUGUCACCGAUGAUUAUUAUUUUGUCCGCACUGAAUUGUUUGAAAAAAUUUGUUUGAUUGUUAGAAAAAAACAUCUUUUAUCUUCCACGUAGAGUUUCUCGAUAUGGUCUCAUCAAAUCUCGUCAUCUCACUCAUUAUCAAGAAAUAGUUUUAAAAUUAUAUUUGAAGAAGUAUUUACUGGUAUUAUGGAGUUAGAAAUAGUGUGAAACCACUCGAACGUCCGAUGGCUUUUCGUCUUUCGACUGCCAAUUCAAAACGGAUGUUUCAAUCAACACAUGUACACAUCAAUUUUUUACCAUCAACGAAAUAUGGAAUUGAUUAUUUGGUAUUCCGUAAAUUUGUAAUGUAUUGGGAAGCUGAUUCAUACCCAAAACUAAAAAUCUUCGUCAUCAAAUGACUGUAAUGAUUUUUAUAUUUUUUUUUUUAAUUAUGCGUGCUAGAAUUGCUGGCUUUGCAAGCUAUGAAAUUUUAUUUUAUUCUUUUUAAUGUCGUUCUAACUCAAUCUUUUCAAUUCAUUACUCUUUCCACAUUAUUUGAUUUGGAGGAGGGUGUAAAAAAUCCAGCUAUUUAGUAACUUGAAUCGUUUUUUUUUUUUUUUUCUUAAAUACGCACGAUUGCUGUUGUCGAAUAUGUAAUUAAACUUGCUAGAAACCUGGACAAUAUAUUCGAUUUCGAGUUCCCCUAUCAAACAACAAACUACUCCAAAUAAAAGUUUUGCAAAGUCGGUGCAAGUCUAAGAUGUUGUAUACCGAAUGAUCUGGAUAAUUAGAAUGAAACGAACUUAGGUAUUGAAUAGCGUCAACUUUAUAAAUGCGUGUAUGAUUUUGUGCACGAUUGAAUUUUAUAUUACGCAUAUUAGCAAUUUAGUUGUGACGUAUAUACUGUAUAGGCAUAUACGUAACUUUAUAUCUUCUCCUAGGUUUUUUAGAAUUAUUUAUUACCUUACUUAUACUUAUAGUUAUUUAUCGUUAUUUUAUUAUAAAUCUUGUGAUCUUGAGCUUCAAUAGGCGAAGCGUGUUGGGCGUCAGUUGACUAAUGAUUGUUAUUCUGAAUCAAGAAUAAUAUAUUAACACAUAAGACAAUAUUGUCUUUCAUAUAUUUGCAUCUUGGCAUGCAAAUGAGGGUCUGAUUAACCAAAGUACGAUUGUUUUUCCGUUUCGUCAAUACCUUUCCAAAGUUUUGAAUAUGUAGUAAGUCUAAGGAUUCGUGACCAAAGACAAAAUUAUCAAGGGUGAAUCGUAGGCAAUCUUUUUUGCUCCCUUUCGCGUUUCUCCAGAAAUUCUCUCUUAGAUAAAAGUAUUUAAUUUGAAACAAGGCUGGCAUUCGUAAUUUAAUUUCAGCACUUGGUAGCUACCGAUCAGUAUUUUUCACGCAGAACAAAGCGACUGAAAAACUAACUGAAAUAUGAUUUCACAGUUAACUAAAGCCUAGCAGUUGAAAAUUCAUCUCCUAAAACUCACCCGUACACAAAAUUUGUACAUGUUGUGUUUGUGUUGCGUAAAAAAAACGAAUCGCUUAUGAUUUAUGCUGACGUACCCUUGAAUCUUUCCCUGUAUCGCAUUCUAGGAUAUAAUAGAAGUUAUCCACCAAUUUAUUAAAAUUAUAGAUACGUUUGUUGAUGUAAAAUGAGGAAGAAAAAAGGAAAUGUAUUUUACUAGAAGCUAAAAUCCGUCAGACCCUUUUAAACUGUAAGAGGAGAAAAAACAAAAAAUAUAUGCCAUGGCCUACAUUAGUGUUUAACUGUGAAAUAUAUACUAUAAAUACAUUAUAUAAUAUAUCGUAAUGUAAUGUAUGUGCAUAUGUAAAAGCUGUGGCACGUACACCGCGAGCAAUUGCAGGCAAGAGCACUGAGAGUCGUAGAAUUGGCAUCGUAAGAUUAAUACACUAAUAGCAGAUAUUUGAUUGCGGUUGGAAAAAGAAUUUUCCGCGUCAUUAUCCACCAGCGUCUGCGUUUUGAACGAUGCCCUUGCCUUGGGUGCAAUUAAUAUUGUGUAUUGACGUGGAUCGUGUAUGAAUAUGUUGAUUUCUUGUAUAAAAGUACAAAAGAGUAUGUUUGACUAGUAUUUCAGAUAUUUUAUCAUUUUUCGGUCCAAAAAGAUGUACGAAUGAAUGUAAUAAGAAUCCAAUUAUAUUUCAUUUACAGUAUUAUUGUGCUUAGCAGAAAAAAAGUUAAAUUCGCCAUACUUUCGAACAACUCAGCCAUUUAAUACGUGUACGACACCGAUAUAAUCAAAUUUCAUGGGAACUUGAACCCAGCUGAUUAGAAUAAUCUAGGCAGAAUUUCAACCUGCUUCUUCCUGGUAAACUUUAAUCUUCCGUUCUGACUGAAUAGUGUAAAAAUACAAAGCACAAGCCUUAGAGUCUCAUUAUUUUAGAAGAGGAAUUACAGAAUUUAUGCAAAUGGUUUUUUUAAACCUAAUAAUGUCUAUUAAUUAUGAGGUUGUUCAUCUUUUUUCAUAGUAGCGAAAAUACGAAUUAUUGUUCGUAUUUAAAUUUACAAUUUGUUUAUUUCACUAUAUUACACAGAAACAAAGAUUUUGUAGCUUCAUAAAUAACAGCAGAAACAUAACAUCAAUCAAUGGUUUCUUUGGGCACAAUAUUGAUCUUCCUAUGCUGCAUAUUAUAUUUCUCUUAAUCUAGCGUCGUAUAUAUUUUGUUUAUUAAUUGUUAUAUUAACUACUGAUUGUUGUUGGAAAUAUUAUUAGAAGCUUUUUAAUUGUGCGACAAUAAGACUAUUCUGACUGGAAAGUGAUUGUUGAAUGUUUCGUUGCAUGCAGCUUGUACAAAACAAAUUGUGCAACAUAUAUUUCUUUACCUUGCGAUACAAAUGAAAAAAAAAUAUUGGCUCAAAUAUUUCUGUUCGGUUUGAUUUAAACAAUGCUACUUCCGGAUAGAUGAUUUGAAAAUUUGCAAAGUGAAACAAGAGUAGCUUCGAUUUCUAUUUGGCUGUAUCCAUAUAGUCGGAGCAAAAAUGUUAAUCUUAAAGUCUAAAGUUUCUUUCAUAACAAUUACGUCAAAGGUCGAAUCAAUAAAUAUUGUUUUGAGUCAAUAAAGAAGUAAAAAAAUGCAUCCUGUCGAUAUUUCAUAAUUGAAAAUCGCACAGUGGCGAAAUGCAUUAUCUGGCCAACAUUCAAGUCGUUAAUGAAAAACCAAAAACAAAAAAUGCUUGUUCUGAAAAGGGCAAGAUUACUGCAUGCACAAAACAAAUGCCAGUAUACAUAUAACUGUCAUAGAAAACUUACAAAUUAUAAUCUUGAAACAUAUUUGCCUUGUACAAAUAAUAUUUUGAAUAAGAGUAUGCGAAGUGAAAUUUCUGACAACUCACACUCAAAGAGUAUAAUUUUUUGAGUUGAUAAUUUUGACAAUAUAUGCAAUGAUGGAUUAAACAAUUCUAAGACCCUAUCUGUUGAGAAUAUUUAAAAUGUACUUAACUAUACUACCAAACUUUGAUCGAAAGGUUGUCAGAUAUUUGAAAUUGCCAAUAUAAUAUUCGCAAAACAAACGAUAAUUAAUUGCAAACAAGAAAAGGUAUGCUGCUUGAAUUUUAAUGGACAAUACAGAUGUUAUUAUUGGCAGAAUGUAUACUGAAUCAAGUUUGCAACAACGACACGUAUAUGAAUAUAUGUAUAUUUUUAAUCAAGCCGUGUGAUUCGCAAUGGAUGUAAGGAAUGUAGUAUAACUAUAUGUACGAAUAUGUAUUAAGUGGUGCCUCUCUUUUGAAAACGAAAAAAAGAAUACGAGAAAACAACGUUAUUUUUAAAUUCGUGUACGAGAAACUAGCAAAGACCUGACGAACGAAUAUAAUAAUAUUCAGAAUAUGCCAUAAAAAAAAAUUAAGGUGCCAUAGCUAAAAUUAUUUUGAACGUUGAACCGUCUGAAUUUUUCCUGAUUUUCAACAAUAUAAUAUGUUUAUAGAACCUAUAAAAUUCUGAUAGCGAAUCGCAGUAUGAAAAUUUCUAUCCAAAGGUUUCGUAUUUUUCUUUCGCAUACAUACAACAUUUCUCAAGUUUUCUUUACAACCCAACGUUUCUAAGACUAUACAUGUAUGUCUAUUUAAUGACAGAUACUGCAUAAGACUCAUUUACCAACGAAAAAAAAAAACAAAAAACGAAGAGGAAAUAACUUGAACUUUGAUGUAAUUUCGAGCCAUAGCCCUAUCGAUGAGUGUGGGGACGUUUCUGAAUGAAAUUGUAACACGUUUAUGUAAUGAAUGCAAAUUGCCAUAACUUAAACUCUGCUAAUACAAUUAAAAUGAAUGCACUCAAUAUCAGAGGCACCAACAUCUAACCGGCUAAACUAUAGUUGGCCAAUGUCUGAUAUAUUUCACAAAGUACUAUGAUAUUACCUAUCUAUAAAUGUACGUACGAUUAAUGUAAUAUCUGUAAAAAAAAAAAAAAAAAAAAAUCGGUACUCGAAAGAUUGAAUCGACAUCUGCCAUUUUUUAAAUUUAAAAAAAAAAAAGAAAAAAAACUAUUAAAGUAUAAUUUUUAUAUAUCCUGAAAAUAAAAUCGAAAAAAAAAACUACACCGUUUCUGUUCGGAUAUGAUACACAUUACUAAAGUAAUGCUUUCUUCGAUGUAAAUGAAGAUAUCAUAUCGAUGAAUAAUAUAUCAUUUCAUAAUUAAAAUGACGCAAAAAAAAAAAUAAAAAAUAAAAAAAUAAACCAUAUAAGCCUUCAACAGCUGUGAAAGCCUAUAGAGAAAGAUGAAGAAUAACAAAUGAUAAAACAAUAAUAGCUGUUCCUUAUCCGUUCCAUUGGAGUGUACAACAGUUGUUCAGAGCUGUAGGUUGUGGUUGGAGGGAGGAGAAAAAAACAAAAAAAAAAAAAAACUAAUUUUAAGCACUGUACGAAAAUUAUCUUUAAAGAAAAACAGUCAAUCUGUUGUGAUACCAGUUAUAAAACAUAGUCAAAUUUUUAUUCGAUAGUUUCAAUUCAAAUUUGUAUCACUGCUUCAAUGACUAUUGUAAAUUUCAACGCAGUGUUUCAUAAUCAUAUUAAAUAUAUAAUUAAGUUUUAAAUCGUCAUUAUUACAGCAAGCAUAUUAUAUAUCUUGCGUAUCAAUUAACUAUUUACGGUCUAGAGCAGUGAUAUAAAUAAAUAACGAGUAGCUUUUCACACGUAUGAUAUGUACACUUAUAUUCAUAGCUGUGACAAUGUUUAUUUUCCAGUAUUUUAAAGAAGCUAACAUGUAAAGCGUUGACAAAGUUCCGUACAAAAGUAUAAUGAAUUAAUAAUAGUAAAAAAAAAAGAAAAAAAAAAUGAAAAAAUUAAAAAAUUAAAUAAGGCAUGAACACAUUCA
This is a messenger RNA of Neodiprion virginianus, 6369 nucleotides long. RefSeq names its product ras-related protein M-Ras-like. The coding region runs from base 347 to 943 and encodes 198 amino acids. NCBI's taxonomy places the organism in Eukaryota, Metazoa, Arthropoda, Insecta, Hymenoptera, Diprionidae. Gene Ontology annotation, molecular function: GTPase activity; GTP binding; GDP binding. The transcript is spliced from 4 exons. Gene Ontology annotation, biological process: signal transduction. Gene Ontology annotation, cellular component: plasma membrane. The record is from RefSeq and is a predicted model, not a curated record.